This is a messenger RNA of Lytechinus variegatus (green sea urchin), 2317 nucleotides long. RefSeq names its product dolichyl-diphosphooligosaccharide--protein glycosyltransferase subunit 2-like (gene rpn2). NCBI's taxonomy places the organism in Eukaryota, Metazoa, Echinodermata, Echinoidea, Temnopleuroida, Toxopneustidae. Gene Ontology annotation, biological process: protein N-linked glycosylation. Gene Ontology annotation, cellular component: membrane; oligosaccharyltransferase complex. The coding region runs from base 94 to 1992 and encodes 632 amino acids. The record is from RefSeq and is a predicted model, not a curated record. The transcript is spliced from 16 exons.
UUGAAUUAUACAGGUCUGUCAUUUCGACAUCUGUCCCUUAUCGACCAUUUUGAGUAAUUGCACCUUUACAUUUUGUUCAAGAGGAGCGGCGAAAUGGCAAGAGGCUUGGUAUUUCUACUGGUGCUGGUCUUCACAGUUGUGGGACAGGCCCUAAGUCCUAUAUCUACCCUAUCAGGGGACAGCCAAGCCAGGUUCAAGACCAUCUUUGAACAGGCCAGGCCCUAUGCUGAUUUGAGCACAGCCCACUAUGCUAUCUUGGGGCUGAAGCUUCUUGAUGCUCCUAUCCCUCAGGCCCAGGAGGCCUGCAACUUUUUGAAGGAGCACCUGGAUGUGAAUAGUAUCCAGUCCAUCUACCAUGCCACUACUGGUGCCAAAGCACUAGGCAACUGCAAGGUGCCAUUGAGCAAUGGACAGCAAGUUUUGAAUGCUGCUGUUACUGAUAGCUCAGAUGUAGCAACAGUUUUCUAUGCUGUCACAGCCUUGACUGCUCUUGGCCUCACUAUUAAUUCUGCUGAAGUGGUAAAGGCUUUGGAUGCUGGACUGAAGAAAGAUGACAGUGUUUUAAGUUCCAGUCUUGCUCUCCAUGUGGCAUCCAUGCUUUCAAAUGAAACCAAUGUAGACAAAUAUCAUGAUCUUAUAGAAGAUAUUGUAGCACAAGCUGAUGAAGUAGGAGAAAAAUAUUUGCAGUUUGACUCAUUACAGCAGACAUCUAUUUUCAUAGAAGGAGCAUAUAAACUUUCUGGAGUAGUCAAUAAAGCACCAGUUAUUAGUGAGGAGCAAGUAGUGCUAUUAGGAAAUUACAUUGUUAGCAGGCAAUCAACACAGAGUGUCCGUAAUGCAUACUACGUCCUCAGUGGGACCAAAGCCCUCUCAGACAACAAGUUCCAAAUUCCAGUAGCAUUUUCCCUUGCUGGACCCAUGGCCGUCACCUCAGCAGAGCCUAGCAUUCGUGUACGAGUAUCCAACCUUCUUUCCUCUACCCUUGGAAAGCUGAUUGUUGUGGCAACUUCAGUCGAAUCCAAAAGCGAGGGCGACACCGCUGCUAGCAACCUUCCCCUUUCCGCCACCAGUGACCCAGCAAUCUACCAAGUAAACCUGAUGGAAUCCAAGCUGUCACCUGACUUCUACCGUGUGACCUUAGAUGCCACGCCCUCCCAGGAAGACACUCGCCUCAUUGGUCUGGCCGAGGGUGAGGUCACUGUCAAGGUCACUACCCAGGUCACCCUUGAAGCUGCAGAGAUCAAUGUGGUUGAUAAAGACCAGUCAAUCACAGCCAAGACCAUGAGGGUCAAGUACCCUGAGAAGGUCGAGAAGGGUCUAGAGGCUGACCAUCAUCAGAACCUGGUCAUCAAAUUUAGUCUCAAGGACAAGUCUGGACAACCCAUUGAGGCUCAUCAGACCUUUGUCCGCAUCACAAAUGUAAAGACCAAGCAAGAAGUCAUCUUUACUGCCGAGGCAGAUUCCGGCAAGGCUUACAAGUUUACCUUGGAUGUCGCGGACAGCGGCAAGGAAUAUUUCAAGGAUCUUUCUGGUCGCUACUCUGUUGACCUCAUCAUUGGAGAUGCUGUCAUUCAGAAUCCAUUCUUCUGGAACUUGGCCGUAGUGUCUUUGAAAUUUCCUGAGUCUGAAGCUAAGCCAUCCUCUCCAUCUGGAAGCCAGUACAAACAGUUACCUGAGAUUGAGCAUAUGUUCCGUGUAGCUGAGAAGCGCCCUCCAUCUAUUGUCUCUAAUGCCUUCACAGCCCUUGUAUUGGCUCCUCUCGUACUUCUAUUCAUCUUGUGGGCCAAGCUUGGAGCCAACAUGAAGAACUUUUCACCAUCCCCCAGUGCCUUGGGCUUUCAUCUUGGUUUAGGAGGUAUCUUUGCCUUGUACUACUGCUACUGGACCCAUCUCAACAUGUUUGCUACCCUUCAGUAUCUGACCAUCUUGGGGGGCAUCACAUUCUUCUUUGGUAACCGUCUUCUCAGUGGCAUCGCAAAGCAAAAAAAGUAACAUAGUUUCACACAUUCAUGAAUGGAAGGUCAUCAAUAUGUUACGACCAAGAAACAGGAGAAUGAUGCAAUUUGAUUGGAACCAUAAUUUACCUCGUUGUUCGUUCAAUGGGAAUUUGAAAUACAAAGGUUCUGUCAUUACAACUAAAAUAUACUGUUUUUGUAAAUUUUUGAAAAUCACUAAAUUUAUUAGUGAAUCUAAGCAUAGUUUAUCUUUAUUAAAUUACUGGUGAAGGGCUCAGCAUUUUUUUGUAGCUUCCGCUUUUGGACAUUUCACGGAGGAUAGUAUUAAAGAACUUCUGUUUCAUGUAGAUAGAAAUGUAGAA